GUUUAUUUUGUUAAAGCAUAUCCGAUCAAUAUGCCUAGUCUGAUAUUUUAGAUCGAACUUAAACCUAUACAUAUAUAAUUGUGGAACUAAAUUGUUCUUAUAACUUUUUGAGACUAAUUAUUCAAGGAACUGAAGCAAAGUUCAUUUAUACUACAUACGUUGUUUACUAGUACAUCAUAUCUGUUUAUCUGAAAGUGUACUUUCUACAGCUAUGGGAAUUGGAAUAUACUCUUGAAAUAUUAAAGAUUCCUAUAGGUUUAACUUAAACUGGUAUUGAACACUUUGGGAUAUGCAUUAGGUUAAAAGAGAUCUCCAUCUAAAAUGACAGCGACUGACUCGGCACGCCCAUACCCGGGAUAUAAAAAGGAAACAGCUCCUCUUUCCCCUGGUCCAGCAGCUCGUGUGAAACCGGAAGCUUCUAGUAAUGCCAAUAAAGCUCGUGGUACUUUUGAGCUUAAAUACGGAGCCAAGACUACACGGACGCCAAAACCGGAGCCAAAAUGUCAGAGUAAUUCUGCCCGACAGAAUUACGAGGCCGGAAAAGGAACAGUCGGUAAGCUGUUUGGCGGACGCCCUACUCCGCGCUUAAACCUAGGAACGUUGGCGGCACCACGUGUUAAGCCGGAAGCGGAGGCUACCGCCACUUUACAUGCAGGAGGUAGAACGAAAGAACUUUUUCACAAGCAAGGGAAGCUCCAAUUAUCGCCACAGGCAGCCCCGAGAGUUAAACAGGAAGCGGAAUCGAUCGCAGAAGAACAUAAGGGAGGACGGAUGGAGAAUCUUAUCCAUGAUCCAAAAAAGUUACCAGCGUCGGAUCGCCCUGUCCCUAGGGUGAAACAGGAAGCCGAAAAAACUGCUCAGCUCGGAGCGGGACCAAGAAUGAAUAAGUACAUCCACAAAUACGCCACGCCGUUAUCCUCGCGAGCUGUGCCGAGGGUGCGACCGGAAGCUGAAGACAUUGCGCAAAGUCAUGAAGGAAAGCCGGUCGCAAAGCUUCUUAAUUCCUAUGGGAAUAACACUCCCUCAGCUCGACCCGCUCCAAGGGUCAAACCGGAAGCGGAACAAAUGGCAGAACCGCACAAAGGUGGCCGUAUGAAGUGUCUUGUGCAUAGUCCCGGGCGGCUUCCGAGCUCGAACCGCCCCGUGCCACGGGUCAAGGACGAUGCAUAUGACAAUGCUGAACUUGACAAGGGGAAACAAGUCGGCCGCCUCUUGUACGAGUACGGCUCCCCGGCGUCCUCCCGGCCAGCAUCGCGCGUGACGUCAGAGGGGGAAGAAAAUUAUAGAAAGUCACAGGGGACCAUGAGCGUGCUUAUGGGAAGUUAUGGUAGACUUCCGCAAUCCAGUCGUGGGGUUGCGCGGAUUACCUCGGCGGGAGAGGAAAUUGCAAGAAAGAGCAUGGGAGGCAGGAUGUCGUGGCUUCUAGCAGGCGGCAAAAAAGGCUAACCCAUAUUCAGGGCAUUCUUACAUAUUUAUUUUUGUGUUGUUUUUUCGGCUAGUUAAAAUAACUCCAUAACUGAAGUGAUAUUGAUACACCAGUUUUGGUGGUAAAGAGUUAAUAAGUUGUUAUAUUUGUACUAAGGUACAAAUGCUGUCUGGCAGUACAAGGCUGUUGGUUGUUAAAGUUAAUUUGUGAAAAAACGCAACGGGCAUUGUUUGUACAAUGAGUAUGUUUAAGAAAGGAUGUCUUGUUAUUUAAUUUGUAUAGCCAGUCAAAAUGCACACAAUGUUCCUCUUGUUCUGUAGCAACCAAGAAUUGAAAAUAAAACAUCUAGGGUCUACCUCAUUACA
Messenger RNA from Mya arenaria, 1791 nucleotides. RefSeq lists its product as uncharacterized. Lineage: Eukaryota; Metazoa; Mollusca; Bivalvia; Myida; Myidae. The record is from RefSeq and is a predicted model, not a curated record. Bases 322 to 1446 code for a protein of 374 amino acids. The transcript has 2 exons.